Molecule: messenger RNA, 1074 nt
Organism: Colletotrichum chrysophilum
Lineage: Eukaryota; Fungi; Ascomycota; Sordariomycetes; Glomerellales; Glomerellaceae
Exons: 2
Coding region: 1-1074 (357 amino acids)
Biological process (GO): hydrogen peroxide catabolic process; response to hydrogen peroxide
Cellular component (GO): peroxisome; cytoplasm; mitochondrion
Molecular function (GO): catalase activity; heme binding
Source: RefSeq, a predicted model, not a curated record
AUGUCCACUCAAAUUAUUACCUCAACCACCGAAAAUGGAGCAUCGGUCACUACUGACCAGCUUCCACAAGACCUCAUCAACGCGAUGCAAACCCUGUUCGGCAAGCACCAAGGUUACCGCACUACCCAUGCCAAGGGUCUUCUUGUCGAAGGAGUUUUCAAGCCCAUGGAGGAGGCAAAGACUCUUUCGACAGCAGCCCAUUUCAACAAUCCCUCAACUCCAGUCAUCGCUCGCUUCUCGGUCGGCGGAGGCCUGCCGAAGAUUGCCGACUUCGAUCCAAGAGCCACUCCCAAAGGUAUUGCGGUUCGAUUCCAGGUCGACGAGAACACGCACACCGACCUGAUCUCCCAUUCAUUCAAUGGCUUCGCUGUCAGGACCGGAGAAGACUUUUUGGCUUUUCUUAAGGUCUUCACGGCCUUUGGUGUCACCAAGGACGCCCUUGAAAAAGCGCAGAAGAAGGGCGGAGAUACCUCCAAGGAACAGGCAGCAUUCAGCCAAGCCCAGCAGAUGUUCGGCGCAUUUCUCGCCAUCCAUCCAUCCGCUGCCCAAUUCGUCAAAGGAGCGAAGCCAAACCCCUACAACUAUGGUACCUUGAAGUACUACGAAGUUAAUACUCACGUCCUCACCAACGCCGAUGGCAAAGUCAGCAACGUCCGUUAUAAAUUGGAGCCCGCAGACGGAGAGCAUCUGUACACCGACGACGAAUUGGAGAACCUGGCGCCCAGCUACCUAGAGGAGGAUCUUCAGCAGAGAUUUCCGGAGAAGCCCAUCACCUUCAACAUCAUGGCCCAUAUUGCGGACCCUAGCGAUGUCUUGGAUGACGCCACGGUGCCAUACAAGAGCACAACAUUUGUCUCGGUUGGGACGCUGGAGAUCAACAAGGUCUGUGAUGACAACGUUGAGAGGCAGCAGCAGAUUGCGUUCAGCCCCACUCCAGAGAAGGGCGGCAUCCAAGGCAUCAUGUCUUCCCAGGAUCCUCUCAUUCAAGUCCGCAGGGGAGUGUACUGGAUCAGCGCUGACCAGCGCAGACAUGAGAAGCAAACCGAGACUACGGAGUUUGAAGAGGAAAACUAG